GUUUCAGCGUUCAGCGCGUUGUGUGAGGUCAAUAGUGUUAGCAGAGUUGAGUUGAGCAGUGAGUGCAGUGACAGUAGUGUGAUGUGAUAGUGUGAGCCAAUGGGGCGACCCUAGGACCAUGGGCUGCGGCCAGAGUCAGAUAGGAAUCAUCUAUCCCAGGAAAUCGAAAAACAAGGAGGGAACCAAGAGAAAUGGUGAAGGGUCAGAAAACGAAGAAGACGAAAAGGAUGGAGAGAGCGACGCGGACAGCGAGGAGGCACAAUUGAGAGCUGCGCGGCUCAAGCAGAUAGUGCAGAUAGCACCAGGUCCACUGCUGGCUCAGGCGGAACUGUCUACAAGUCAAAGUGAUUUUUUCAAAAUGCUGGACGAUAAAAUAGAAAACGGUCCAGACUACGACUCGACGUGCGAGUACGAGAUAGCCAUGGAGCAUGCUCGACUCUGCAGACUCCUACAGGACUGGGAGAUGGCCAAGAUCAGGUCUCGGAACCGUCUGAUGACGAUGACCAAGCCUGUCCGCUACCCCAGCCUUCAACCCAACGGCAACCUUCCGCGCCAGAGGUACUCGCUGGCCAACUCUGUCGUGACGUACGACCAGAGAGGAGGAUACUACACGGAACUGGCGUGACACACGUUCAGUUCUCGAUAACUUACCUGUGAUUCUUAGGCUAAGGGAAGUAACUGUCCUCAUCAGUAUAAUGGUUUUGAAUAACUACUGAACAAAUUCAAGCACAUAACCUCUAAUAAUCCGAGUGACAAACACAACAAACUAUAACACGUGUUUUGUGGCAUAACGCAAUCAGCUGUUUACAUAUUUAUCAUGAGAUAAAUACUGUAAGGUUAAUUAACAUUAGAGUUUAUUACCAUUGAUUUUUGGGUGAAGUAGGCAUCUAAUCACUACAUGGUGAUAUAGAUCUAACAUUACCAGAAUGAUGUAGCCAAAAUACCAAUUUACUAAAAAAAUAACGAAAUUUAAUUAUUCACUCACAAAG
Molecule: messenger RNA, 989 nt
Organism: Macrosteles quadrilineatus (aster leafhopper)
Lineage: Eukaryota; Metazoa; Arthropoda; Insecta; Hemiptera; Cicadellidae
Gene: tow
Exons: 4
Coding region: 119-625 (168 amino acids)
Source: RefSeq, a predicted model, not a curated record